Messenger RNA from Apis cerana (Asiatic honeybee), 1487 nucleotides. RefSeq names its product tRNA (guanine-N(7)-)-methyltransferase non-catalytic subunit wuho (gene wuho). Lineage: Eukaryota; Metazoa; Arthropoda; Insecta; Hymenoptera; Apidae. Gene Ontology annotation, molecular function: protein binding. Gene Ontology annotation, biological process: tRNA modification; RNA (guanine-N7)-methylation. Gene Ontology annotation, cellular component: tRNA methyltransferase complex; nucleus; cytosol. The record is from RefSeq and is a predicted model, not a curated record.
CAACGUACUAGAGUAUAUUAUAUUGUAUAUGGAAUUUUUUGUAUAAAAUUGAAGUUGAUGAUUUUUAGAAAUAUUAAUAAUUAAUACAUAUAAAAAGUGUAUUCAUUUUAAGUGUAAUCUUAUAUAAUAAUAUAUAUAAUAAUAAUAAUAAUAUAAUAGUUUUGAGUAUAUAUAUAAACUAUUUGAUUAAUCAUAUACAAAAUAAAAUAAUUAAAAUUAUUUGCAUCUUUUUUAUAAAAAUUCAUUUUGUAAUCAUGAGUUUUUGCAUACAUGAAUCAGAUGUUAUAAUAUGUAAUAAUGAACAAAUUAUAAUAUAUAAUAUUAAAAACGAUAUGGAAACAAAAAUUUCUUUACCUAAAUUGAUAAAUGAUAAAAAAAUUGAUGCACAUAAUAAUAUAAAUAUUGAAGCUUUUCACAUGAUCACUAAUAUAAUGUUUUCAAAUGAUGGCAAAUAUUUUUUUGUUUGUACAAAUCGUAAACAAUUGUGUUUAUAUGAAAGAAAAAGUCAGAAUCUUUUAUUAAAUAAAAUACUUCCCAGAGCUGCUAGCAAAGUGCAAUUUACUCCAAAUAAUAAUAUAGUUGUUGCAGAUAAAACAGGAGAUGUUUAUCUUUUUUCUAAUAAACAGUCUGAUAAUGAAGUUUUACUCUUAGGACAUUUAUCAAUGUUACUUGAUAUAUUAAUUACACAAGAUGAAAAAUAUAUUAUUACAACAGAUAGAGAUGAAAAAAUAAGAGUAUCCAUGUUUCCAAAUUCAUAUAAUAUUGUAUCCUAUUGUUUAGGACAUACAAAAUUUGUAACAAACAUUUUAGAAUUACCUCAUGAUAAAAGUAUUUUAGUGUCUUGUGGAGGAGAUGGAAUGUUUAUAUUAUGGGAUUACAAGAUUGGAAAAGAAUUAUUAUGUGUUAAUUUUCAUAAUAAAAUAUCUAAAAGAGAUAUUGAAAAGUUUAAUGAACAACUUCAUAAUUGCAAUUUAGAAGAAUCUGUUGAAGUUUUACCUGUUAAGCAUUUAAAACUUUCAGCAUUUGAUACAACUUCAUCUUUAGCUAUAAUGAGUUUUUAUAAUAAUUCAUUAUUACUAGUAUAUCUAAUUAAUAAUACAUCAAAGUCAAAUAUUGAAGUAUUACAUAUACAAUCAAUAAUUACAGAUAAUGAACCAAUAGAAUUUUAUUUUUAUGAAAAUAAUUUAUGGAUAUUAGAUGAACUUGGAUUUAAAAUAUAUAAAUUUAAAGACAACAGUUUUAUACUCUGUGAUGGAACAAAUUACAAAUUAAAUCAAUUAAAUAAUUAUUGGAAAGUAUUAAAAAAGGAUAGUAUUCAACAAAAUUUAUUUUCAAUUUUAUAUAAAAGAAAAUACGAUAAUAUCCAAGAAUAUUUACAAAGAAAAAAAAAACGUGUUGCAAAUAGAUAAUCAAGAUAUAAUCAAUAACAUAAGAUAAUAAAAAUUGUAAUUUUUAUAUCGAAAAUAAAAUAUGAUUGUUGAAAACAA